This is a messenger RNA of Xenia sp. Carnegie-2017, 6848 nucleotides long. Its product is annotated as leucine-rich repeat serine/threonine-protein kinase 1-like. Gene Ontology annotation, biological process: protein phosphorylation. The transcript is spliced from 26 exons. Lineage: Eukaryota; Metazoa; Cnidaria; Anthozoa; Malacalcyonacea; Xeniidae. The coding region runs from base 99 to 6611 and encodes 2170 amino acids. Gene Ontology annotation, molecular function: ATP binding; protein kinase activity; protein binding. The record is from RefSeq and is a predicted model, not a curated record.
AAUAAAGUACUUCGUUAUAUUGUGAAAAACGAAACGAUAUUUUGAUUGCGGUUUUUUUAUUUACUUAGUAUGCCGUGUACGCUUGUUAUGUUCGUGUGAUGCAGCAACAGCGGGAAAAUGAAAUGGAUAAGCAGUUUAUGAAAGCCUGCGAGAAUGGUAAUUUGGACGAAAUUCUUACUAUAUUAUAUUAUCACGACAAUGGUCCGGUUAAGCUGCUUCAAACGGAUCCAAACACCUUGAAUCAUAUGCAUUACUUUCAUGCAGUGUGCCUUAAUGGUCACUGUGAUGUUUUAGAACAAUUGUUCAAUUUUAAUGUUGAUGUGAACAUGGACUCUCCAUAUGGUACGCCAUUAGCUGUUGCAUGUCAAGGUGGCCAUUUGAAGACUGUUGAACUUUUAAUACAACAUGGAGCUGUUGUAUUUGAUGGUAACUCAAAUCUGAUGCGAACACCAUUUUUUUCCGCUUGCAAGAAUGGUCAUUUGGAUGUUUUGACUUAUCUCAUUGAAAAAGAACCGAAUGCUCUGUUGACUUAUGGUCAGCAGCUGUUAGUUGAGGCAUGUCGUGAAGGGUUUUUGGAUAUUGUGGUGAUGUUAGUGUCACAGCACAUCAACAUAGACGGGGAAGAUCAUUGUCGUUCCCAAUCGUCCCAGGCGAUCUCCUUUGAUAUGCUAUUGGACACUCCUUUACAAGCAGCAUGUUCACAAAAUCAGGUUGAAAUCAUCAGAUAUUUAUUACAAGAAGGAGUUGAAGUGACUGUGAACAUUGUCCAGCAAUAUUAUGAAGCUCUUGGUGAGGCAUUACAAAGGAACUUUAAGGAGCAUUUUGGUAAAUAUCACAGAAAGCAAGAGAAAAACAUGAAAGUUUAUCAAGCUGAAUUUGUCAACGCAAUAUUUUAUGAAAUUCACAGCAGUUGGUUCACUGCUUACGGAGAAUGUCUGGUUAAACUUGAUCUCUCCAAGAACCAACUUGCAAACAUUCCCAAAGAAAUAAUAAACUUACCAGCACUUAAAGAAGUUGAUUUUUCGGAUAACAAUCUUUUUGAACUGCCCGAAGUAUACAAUCUGGAAGACUCAAGACUAGAGGACAUCCGUGCAAGUUCCAACCGUCUUCAAACAGUGCCAUUGUCAUAUUUUCAACUGAGGUUGUUGAUUCAUCUCAAUUUUUCCAGAAAUGAGAUUGUUUUCCUUUCGGGUGGACAUGGCACGGAUACAUUUGAAAUGGAUGAUUUUUGUCGUGAAGAAGUAACUUGGCAUUGUCACUUGUUGAAAUCAUUGAAUCUUAUGCACAACAAACUUAAAAUCCUCCCCGCUGCCAUUUCUGCUUUAACAAGUUUAGAGAUGCUUCAGCUGUGUGACAAUGAACUUUCUGACUUUCCCAUAAGCUGGCCAUGCCCAUUGCGUAUCCUGAACAUCGCACAGAAUCAAUUGACUGAUUUUAAGCAGUCCGUCUUUGCGAAUUGGUCGCAGACGCUUGUGGAUUUGAAUCUCAGUGCAAAUCAACUCACACAUAUAUCUUGGGAUAUCUGUCAAUUACAGAUGCUUCAGAUUUUGGAUUUGAGUCGCAAUUCUAUCGAAAAUAUGCCAGCAAAAGGAUUCUGGGCUUGCUCCAAUUUACGUAAAUUAAAUCUUUCAAAUAACAAGCUAUGUGGAGUGAAAGUGGAACGCAAGCAAACCAUUAGACGCUUCACAAUGUCCCGCUCUCCUACGGAGGAUGACGUAGAGAUUGAAGACGAGUUCCCGUAUGAGGUGUUUGGUGGCUCACUGGAGAUUUUGGAUCUGAGUUAUAACAAAUUGCUGGCUAUCCCUGACUCGUUGUGUAAGCUCACAUCACUAGAGGAUUUGAAUCUUUCAUGGAAUCGUAAAUUGAAAACGCUACCAGCAAAUUUGGGCAACCUCACCGAGUGUUUCCAACUUGGUUUGGAUGGUCUAAAUCUCAAUGGCAUACCCAAAUAUGUUAGAACAGGUCAGUACGCAUCUUCGAAGAGUAUACUAGCUUACUUGAGAGCAAAGCAAAGGAAGUCUGUAGUGUAUAACAGAAUGAAACUUAUGGUCAUUGGUCUUCAGGGCCGUGGAAAAACAACAUUACUUGCUGCGUUACGUAAUAGUAAUCGUCUUCCACCUAAUAUAUCUACUGUUGGUAUUGUUGUCAACGAAUGGAGCUUGAAUGGAAGUCAGUCCAUUCUCGGUAGAGUUGUGCAGCUUGGCAGACGAGAUCAGCCAUCAAUAACUUUCAGUACGUGGGAUCUCGCGGGACAACAAAUUUACUAUUCCACGCAUCAAUGUUUUCUUUCGUCCAACACACUUUAUCUUGCUGUGUGGAAUGUUUCUACUGGCGAAGAAGGAAUUGAGAAAUUAAAACCUUGGUUGCUUAAUGUACAGGCACGUGCUCCUGGCUCUCGGGUCAUCAUCGUGGGCACGCACAUCGAUCUGUUACCACAAUCAGGAAAAGAAAAGCGUCUUAAUGAUCUUCGCUUGGAAAUCAUCAAGAGAUAUGACAAGAAAGGUUAUCCUACCGUAAGAGAUUGUCUGAUGGUGUCCUGUACCACAGGGGAGUAUUUGCCUGACCUGCGGCAACGUAUCUAUCAAGUUGCCUUAGAACUGAAGGAAACAGAAUCUCAUGGGCCAGGCGAUUCGCUGAUUGGCCGAAAGAUUCCGUACAGUUAUCUAACUCUACAAGAUAACGUAAGAAAAGAAGCAGACCAACGUAGAAAGGAAAACAAACCACCAAUUUUGAACGAGGAAGAAAUGUUGGCUUUAGCAAAACGGGGUCCAAAUAACGACAUUUUAGAAAGAGACGAACUCAAGCUUGCUGCAAGAUUCCUUCAUGAAAAUGGUGUAAUAUUGCAUUACAAUGAUCGCUCGAGGGGUUUAGAUCAAUUGUACUUCAUUGAACCCGGUUGGCUGUGCGAGAUAAUGGCUUUACUGGUAACUGUGAAAGAGAACAAUAACUUCGUGAGAGGAGGCAUCAUUGAAAAGUCCAAUGUUGGUUUAUUGUUGAAAAAUCCUCGUUUGCCACCUCAGUUUAUGGAGCAGUACAUACAACUUAUGGAACGUUUCGAAGUCGCUUUGACCUUGGAUGAUAAUCGCCUAUUGGUUCCUUCGAUGCUACCACGUGACAAGCCUGGCCUGCACCUUGUUGAUCUCAGAAAAAUCUGGAGUGGUAAUUCGUCUUCUGCAUAUACUAACAGCGCAAUGAACACAGAAGAGGGAUGCUUCUCUCAAUACUUGCGCCGCGUGUACAAAAUGAAUUACGUGCCCAGCGGUUUCUGGAGUCGACUCAUCGCUCGACUUAUGAUCGCGGUGCAGCGUUGGGGAGCUGAAGAGGGUCUUAACGAUGGGUUGAUUUGCGCAGACGAUGGCAAAGAUGUUCGCUCUUCAACGCACUUUCGCCCAGUUCCCCAGGGUUACUCUAUGAUUUAUUGGCGCGAGGGACUGGGUGUAGUUUAUGAGGGUGGACAUCUCAUGGUCGAGUCGUAUUCAGAGAUGGAGAGAGAUGUACACAGUGGAUUACUAGAGGAUAAGGAGGGUGUUGUUGUGACAGUUUGGUCUGGCGAAAAAGACUUUUCCGUCUUGGGUUUUGUCACGGAUCAAAUAAACUCUCUUAUUUCUGAAUGGUAUCCAGGUUUAGAGGAAAGUGACAGGUAUGGUUGCCCUAUGGUUCAACACGUCAUUCCUUGUCCCAUUUGCGAGGAAAAUAAGAGCUCGCCGCUUAGGUGUCGUUCUGUCUCCGUACAAAACAUUCAAGAAUUAGUGGAAACACGAGCGCCAGAGUUCUCGCUUAUAGAAUGCGCUGCUGCUGCUGUCGAUCACACGGAAAUAGCAUGUCCUUAUCACGUGGAUAGGCCUGUGAAAUUAAGCAGUCUCGUGCCUGAUAUCAUGAUGUCCGACCUUCCUGAUGAGUUGGUCAUUGAUAACACGAUGUUUGUUUUCAAUCCAAGCGAUGAGAAUCGUUUGGGAAGCGGUGGGGCCGGAGAGGUUUUUCUUGGAAUGUAUAAAAAGGAGAAAGUUGCUGUGAAAAGAUUUCAUUCCACUCUGGAAUCCAGGUCAAGUGAUAGCGGUCUGGGACCUAGUCGCGUUUACGGUGGUCAACGAAACGGUAGUCGCCAUACGGAUGGCGGAAUUCCCCCAAACCGUAGUCGUGUUUUUACCGUUACUCCUACAAGUAUUGAGGAAGAUUUACAACGAACUAAAAUACUGUCUUCUUUUAUGGAGCUGCGUCAAGAGGUUUCCGUAUUGGGUCGUCUUAUCCACCCCUGUGUCGUCGCAUUGAUAGGUGUAUCAUUACGACCGCUGUGCAUGGUGCUUGAGUUGUCACCGUUGGGGAGCUUAUUCUCCAUCCUCGAAUCGAAAAUUGCGAAGAUCAAGUCUGAGAGACUUGAACAACGUUUGCCAGCUAUACACGAUACAAGGCAGCCGAUUUUUGAUCGUAAUCUCACUUAUAAACUUGUUUAUCAGGUCGCCCAUGCCUUGCAUUAUCUUCAUGCUUUGGGUAUCAUUUACCGGGAUCUUAAGUCCGAUAACCUCCUGGUUUGGUCUCUUGACGAGGAUGCUAUUGUUCAUGUCAAACUCUCUGAUUACGGCAUAUCACGAUUUUCAACCCCGCAAGGAAUGCUGGGUGAGGAAGGAACGCCUGGUUUCCAAGCUCCAGAAGUGCGCGCCGGUUCUGCUUACAACGAAAAGGUGGAUAUUUUCUCAUUCGCGAUGUUGAUUUACGAAAUUCUUUCCGGCCUGCGUCCGUUCUACGAAUGCAGGUGUACUGCUCAGAUAAAGAAAGCUUUAAGACGUGGUGAACGACCUUCCCUUCACAGAAACUUCAUCGAUACAGAAAUGCCCGAACUUGAGACAUUAAUGAACAAGUGUUGGAGAGAAUCCGCGGACAAUCGACCUUCAGCGGAAAGCAUUCUUAAUCUUAUGGAAGAUUCGUCGUUUUUAUGUCUUCAUCGCUCGUUACCGUAUGUUGACCAAAGAGCAUGGGAAAAUGUUACAGCACUUGUUCCUCUCGCUGAUGAGAAAUCGGUUGAAAACAUGACUUCUGGCAGUCAUUCUGUGUUGUUUUGGGGCGGCGAAGACAGUGAAAGAUAUUAUUCCGUCAUUGAUUGUAAGACUGGUUUAGAACAAGUGCCCCAGACUUCGUGCUUUGGUCCUCGUGUAGCGUCCUUAGCAAAAGUUGGCGAUCGAUUCUGGCUUGGGACAGAGGGAUCAGUUAUAGAAGUAUUUGGUCGACCUAAAGAAAAUAAAGAUUUGAAAAUUCUUUGGUCCAUAAAGCUCAACGCUCAAGUGUUAGGAAUCGAGGUGGAGCGCUUCGAGAGCAACCAGUCCUUAAACGUCAAUUCUUCGAAUUCAUCCUUAGAUGAAGUGCGACGAGUAUUUGCUUGCUUGGCCAAUGGCACGAUUGUAGCUAUAUCACGUGCUAAUUUACGUCAACAAGGCUCUUCUAGUUGCAGUUUCCAAUUUAAAGCGGAUGCAACCGAAAAGCUCCGAUUAGAAGCGACAAUUCUCUCGGUUUUGACCUACAUCAAGAUCGGUCCUACAGGAACUUCGGCUUGUUGUCUUCUCCUUGUGAAAGAUGGGAAAGAGUUAUGGGUUGGUUGUGGCAACAAGAUAGGAAUUGUUGAAACAGAUACUCUUGAAGUGGUGUACACGUUCCGGGCGUACUUUCCCGCGAGGUCUAAUGUCCGGUGUAUGAUAAGCAACGGUCCUACGGUGUUUACGAUGAAUAAGAAAACUCCGAGUGUUUUUCAGUGGGAUGUGGAAACACGACAGUGCGUUUGUAAGUUUUAUGUUGACGAAGGAAACCCACGUGACUUGAACGUUGCGCGCGUCAGUUGUGACGACAGAGAAGAUGACGCAACUGACGGUGACUUUGAAGAGGGUGUUAAGUUAGAUGACAGCAAUGACGACGACGAUAACACUCAAAAUGAAGUAUCAAUGGAUGGUUCAAGUGAGGAAAAAUCUUUUCUUCAUGUUGAUCUGAGUCGUCAUCAUAAACAGCCAUCAAUGAUGGGCUCUUUGAGGCGCACUAGUUCUAGAGAAUCCAGCAGACGAAAGAAGAAAAUCGCACAAGAAAAAUCUACUUCCUCAAGCAAAAACAAAGGUCGUCGUGAUGUUUUCAAAAUGCGUUCCCGCUCGCAGGUGAUGAGUAAGUACGAUCUCCGUGUCACGAGCAUUUUACUCGUUCGUGGUAAUCUAUGGAUAGGACGUGAACCUGGGGAUAUAGUGGUCGUUGAUGUAUCCAAUGAAAUAGGUACAACAGAGUACGGAAUGGUACGAGCUUUACUAUCGACGGGUAAGGAACGCGGGCGUUCCAUGAAAGGCGUACAUAAAAUGUUACAUGUAGGGAAUAAUAAGAUACUCAGUUGUUACAGUUUGUUGUGCAAACGUGCUCCUAACACUGCUAGUGCACGCAUGGCAUCUGCAGAUCGAACAAAUCGAUCUUUUAUUCAGACUAUUUCACCACAUCGCUAUCUAACACCUGUGUUUUCUUCCUCCUCCAACGAGGCGAAGAGCAAAGAAAAGACAGAGGAAUUCAGAUUUAGUGUUUGGGAAGCGUGGUCAGGCGCGCAAUUUAGACAUUUUUUCAAAUAUCACGACGAUCUUGACACAGCAACCUGAGUAUCUUCAUUUGAUAUUUUGACCAUCGAAAGAUCGAUUCGCUAACCUCGAUGCUGGACAUCUGGAGUGAAAAUGGUUUCGCUCAUAAAAAUUUUACGCUUUUUUAAUAUUUUGAAGACUGUACAGCUGUAAAAAAUUCAUACGAUGAAAAAUUUUGGAGAAAAAUUGCCAGACGAAACUACAAUUGUAGCUAGGAAAUUUUAUUUAAAUAAUGACAAUACAAUCUUUAAGAAAGGA